Messenger RNA from Oncorhynchus tshawytscha (Chinook salmon), 2634 nucleotides. Its product is annotated as probable G-protein coupled receptor. Gene Ontology annotation, molecular function: G protein-coupled receptor activity. NCBI's taxonomy places the organism in Eukaryota, Metazoa, Chordata, Actinopteri, Salmoniformes, Salmonidae. Bases 519 to 1814 code for a protein of 431 amino acids. Gene Ontology annotation, biological process: G protein-coupled receptor signaling pathway. Gene Ontology annotation, cellular component: endosome; signaling receptor complex; plasma membrane. The transcript has 2 exons. The record is from RefSeq and is a predicted model, not a curated record.
GCCUUACACAGUGAUAGAGAGGAGGAGGAGGGAUGGAAAGCGCAUCCUCACAUCUAUCAGGGACAGACACCAUCCUGAGUGAAGUGAAGUGAUCACCCUCUACUCACCUGCUCUCACACUAGUGUCCCUCUGUGAUCACAGCCUGGUCUGGACCAGGGAGAUUCCCUCUACACCUAUACCAGAGACUUCAAAACCUCUGGAAAACCCACUGGCUAACUCUAUCCUCAGCAGUGUGUAUCUUGUCCUGCUCAUCCAGUGGAAAUACCCAGUGUAAAUGGUCUAUGUGGACCUGUUCACGUCUGGAUCUGCUUAACUGAUGUCUCCUCACUAAAACAACACCUGGGAUACCCAGAAAGGACGAAUCAUAAUAUCCUGGUCUCUUUGAAUUGGACUGGACAUAUCAUAAUCUCAUAUGGGACAUAUCCAACAUGAUGACAAGUACGUGAAAAGAGAAGAAAGUUAACAUUGCAAUGGGGCCUGCUGCUGUAGUGAUGCCUCUGACUAGUUUUCUGUGAAAUAUGGAGAAAUCUGGUCUGAUGCUGGCCUCUAUUCCCAAUCGCACAGGGGCCAACCUCACAACUGGCCUAUGGGGACCCAACCCCACAGUCCCCGCAGAGGUGGGAGUGGUCACCAGCUCCCAGUCUCAGAUCAAAGAUCUGAUUGGGCUGUUUGCAAUGGUGACCCUUAAUCUCAUCGCCCUAUUGGCCAACACUGGAGUCAUGGUGGCCAUCGCCCGCGCCCCUCACCUGAAGAGGUUUGCCUUUGUGUGCCACCUGUGUGCAGUGGACCUGCUGUGUGCCAUCCUCCUCAUGCCCCUGGGCAUCAUCUCCAACUCACCCUUCUUUGGCACCGUGGUGUUCACCGUGUUGGAAUGCCAGGUCUACAUCUUCCUCAAUGUGUUCCUCAUCUGUGCCUCCAUCCUCACCAUCACCGCCAUCAGUGUGGAGCGCUACUACUACAUCGUCCAUCCCAUGCGCUAUGAGGUGAAGAUGAGCAUCAAUCUAGCCAUCGGCAUAAUGCUCCUCAUAUGGGUCAAGUCCAUCCUUCUGGCCCUGGUCACCCUGUUUGGUUGGCCUGCCUACGGGGCCCACAGCUCCAUCGCUGCCAACCACUGCUCCCUCCACUGGAGCCACAGUCGGUUGAGGAAGGUGUUCGCUGUGCUCUUCAGCGUGGUGUGUUUCCUGUUACCUGCCAUUGUCAUCUUUGCUGUCUACUGUAACGUGUACAAGGUGGCGCGCUCAGCUGCCCUGCAGCACGCACCCGCGACAACCACCUGGGCCUUGUCCAACCCAGCCAAACGUGCCAACCGUUCUGACUCCAUCAACAGCCAGACCACCAUCAUCACCGCCACACGCAGCCUGCCCCAGAGACUGUCCCCUGAGAGGGCAUUCAGCGGGGGUAAGGCUGCCCUCACCCUGCUGGUCAUUGUGAGCCAGUUCCUGCUCUGCUGGCUGCCUUACUUCUCCUUCCACCUGCACUUGUCCUUCAGAUCGUCCCUGCAGAGUCCCGGGGACGUGGAGGAGGCCGUCACUUGGCUGGCCUACUCCUCCUUUGCUGUCAACCCUUUCUUUUAUGGCCUUCUCAACAGACAGAUCAGGGAGGAGUUGGUCAAGUUCCGGCGCUGCUGCUCCUCCGGGCCGGUGGAGCUGGUGGCCUCCAGCCAUGAGGGCUCCUUUCAGGAGAACUUCCUCCAGUUCAUUCAGAGAACCAGCAGCACGGCCGACAAGCGCUCCAGCUGCACCACCUCCAGCCCCAGGAACACUCUGGACCAGGGGAUCAGAAUACCUGGCCAGAUACCAGAGGAGCAUGGCUAAACAGAGGCCAGUGGAUAGCACACUUCAAUUUGGACUGUUAAUAUGACAGCCAUCGGUACUCGUAGCACCCUGAGUUUUUCCUGAUUAUGUGUCCUGACCAGGAAAACUAUAGGGCCCUGAGAUUUUUCAAGUCAGAUCAUGUGGUUGGUAAAAACUCAAGCCCCUACUCAUAAGCUGUGCAUAAUAUGCCUCUGAGUAGGUGUCCAUUAUUUAUUGGUAAGGUCUCCAACACAAGACCAGUGUUUUAAUGUGAAAUAUGAAAUUAUUGUGACAGAAUUUCAUUGACUUUACCAUUGUUUCAUGACAGGCCUAAACCGAAACAUUCUGUUACAGUCUCCAUAUAUACUUCCAUUCAUUUUUUCAGCUGGUACCAAGGGACCUUCAGAUGAGUUUUGUAAGGCCUGUGGCCUCAACAUCAUGUUCGUUAGUCUCAUCUUUCCAUAGUUUGUAGGCCAAACCAUUGGUAAGCUACAGAUGAUUUUGUGAGCAGACCGAUUUUCGGGAUUGUCUUGUGGUCUGACAAACAUCGCUCUAGUUUUGUCACCUUUCACCACAGAUGCAGAAUUGUGAUAUAGGCAGAUGUGGUGGAUUGAGAUGAGAGGCAUCCAAUCCCAAAACAAACACAUCCCUAUCUUAAAUUGACAGAUUUUUAUGGGGAUUGUUUUAUUAUUACAAUUAGACUGACACAGGGGCGCGGAGAUCGACCUUAGGGGGUUAAAGUGUAUGCUUGUUUCAUACAAUGUUGAAUGAAUUGUAAACUCAGCAAAAAAAGAAACGUCCUCUCACUGCCACCUGCGUUUAUUUUCAGCAAACUCAACAU